AAAUGACGGCUUCUUUGUACGCGCGAAAACUGUCGACGCUUUGAAAUCUCGCUCAUAAUUGACAAUUAUUAACAAUUUUCGUAUUGAAAGUAGUCCGUAAAAAGCAGAAGUUCUAAAAAGUAAAUGUUGAAUAAGUUGCAAAUGAGAUAUCAUAAUGUCUACGUCAUCCAGACAAAUGCUAACUAUUGGCGAAAAUCUACUUGCCAAAUUGACAAAUGAAGCACCCGAGAUUCGCAUGCGUGCCUUAGAGCAAGUCGAAACACGUUUCAUGCGCGGUCUGCAGCAUGAUGAGCAACUCAAUUUGAAUCCAAUUGUGUUCACAAAGCAGCUUAUCGGAUGGUUUAAUUUCAAGCCACCAAUGGCCACAGAUCGUGUGCUUUCGCUGAUGCUAGAAUUGCUGCGUUCGGAUUAUGGUGAUGGGAUUAUGCCAAGUAUACCGGUCAAGCGUCUGCGAGAAGAAAUGUCCAAGAUACACCAACUCCUGUCCGAGUAUCCCUCUGAGCGUGGCUUCGAACUGAUUGAGGACUUGAGAAGUAGAAUCACUAAAAUGCACAUGGAUGCAAUGAGUCCCGUUGAGAGCAGCAGCUCCUGUCUCAGCUCAGACAAUCAGCUAAGCGACAGCUACGAGUCCGACUACAUCGCUUCACGUGAUAGACUCCGUCUCUCACCAACGGACCAUGAAACCGCUUGGACACGUCCCAGUGAUACGGAUUUGCUCACCAUGAAGAUCAUCGUGGACUCGCUCACUGUGAGUGACGAGAUGGAUCUGAAGAGGAAUUUGACAAACCUACAGAUCAAACUAUGUGACUAUCCCAUCGAGUAUUUCCUCCAACCACCAAAUGUCUACCUCAGGUUGAUUCACAUUCAGCAGAAGCAUUCUGGCGACGUUUUGCAACACAUAAACCGCGUGCUGUUCGCCUUCCUCAAGCAGCUACAGCAGCGACACAGGGUACGUAGCAAGAUACUUAGCUACUCGGCUCCCAUUGAAGCGCCAAAGAAUCGACAAGGAAUGCCAGAUCAGCUGCGAUUUAGCAAGGCGCUGACGGUGCUGUUGUAUGGCAGUUUUAAGCAGGUUGGAUCCCCUACCUUGGAGCAUUGUGUGGACAAUUGGCACUGUUUUGAGCUAAUCGAUGAGACUAUACAGACAAUGAAUGAUUUGAGCGUACGUGUGCCUGAUUAUAUAGUAGAAAAAAUGGGCAUUAUGGUGGCCAAGCUGCUUAUUUAUUUACGAGACAUGAAGAUGCCAAAGAACGGCGACGUGUCCAGCUUAGUCAAGCGCAUGAUGAUACCUAGACUGGAAUCGCUUAUUCUUAACGAGCUGCUGAUUGAUGUGAUUGGCAUUAAUGUGGAUCAUAAUCCGAAAAUGAACAAAGCUGCUGCGUAUGCACUUCUACAUGCCAUUCUUACGGAUGACGUCUACUUGAUAUGCUUUCCAGACUUUGUGGAAGUGUUGGAGAAUCUUUCAAAAUCACUGAACAUCGAUGUCAAAACCCUCAAGAACCAGAUGUAUCGCCUCAAGGUUGCUUACAGCACCGCAGUGAAUCAACUAGUGGAGACAACCAAAAUACCGCCUUUACAACUGCUGCGUAAACAGGGCAUGGUUUGUCUCGUGCUUAAUCAAAUGGGUAGCGAGACGCUGCUGCGCCAACUAGUCGAAGCGCUAAUCAAGUGCACUCCAUGCUAUGGUCAACAGCGUGAGCUGCGCCAGGACGCCGAGAGUCUGCUAAGCACGUUUUUCAAUCUGCCCAAUGAACAGAUGCGCGGCCAAGUUUUGCGUCUGCUGAAGCAGCCAGUUGUGGAUCACUUUCAUGCCUUCUUAAACCACACAAACUAUAUGGCGGGCUGCAAUAAUAUCGAGCUGGCCCGUCAGCAUAUACUUGGCUUGCCUAUGAGCCCUGAGUUGGUGCGCCAACUCUUGGUCCAGGGCUGGAUGCCAAACAAGAAUGCCCAGGGUGGCCAGGAGCAGCUGCAACAGUGGUGCGUUGAUUAUCUGAUUAUGAUAAUGGGACUCGCCAAGCUCAUUGGCAACCGUGACUUUGUCGAAGUCUUCGAAAUGGUGGUGACCCAGUUGCCUCUAAUGAUUUGCCGGGGUGUCAACUAUCCGCAGCUACAGCAGAACAUCUGGAAUCUGAUGGAUCCGGACAAGCGUUAUGUGGAUCCCAGUGUGGCAUUGCGUGCCAAUGCCUGCUACUUGUUCCAUCCGGAUGCCAAGCUCCGCAAGGAGGCCAUCAGUCGUGUCGCCUAUGUGCUGAUGCGCCAUGAUUCGCAGAAUCACAAAUACCGAACCAUUAUGGACCAACUAACACUCGACUUGAUUGGCCAUGAUCUGUGCGUGGUACGGCCGCCCAUUGACUACGCCACGCUGUUCAAUGAAAGAAGACUGUCUGACGAGCGUAAUCUGCUUGCGCUGCAGCGACUACUGGAGACACCCGACUUGAAGCCAGCCAUACGCAAAUCGACGCUCGUCCAGCUAAAUGUCCUCCUGCAUAACAGGGAGGCCGUGAAAGCGUUCACCAACAACGAAAGGUCCUGUCUGCUCUGCUUGAAUGCUUUGCGCGAUCCGCUGCUGGGCAAGCGGCAGCCCGAUGCCAUGGACAUGGAAAUAUUGAUGCCAGCGACGAGCAUCUUGAUGCGCAUGCUCUUUUGCAGCGCACACACUCGGAUAAAGCUCAAGGAUAACGAGGAAAUACUGAUGUGUCUGCUGCGCUGUCUCUUUCUUAUGCCCCACAAUGAGCAAUUGCGCGCCGAACUGAGCUGCUGCAUUUUCCAGCUACUCUACGAAGACCACUUGAUGCCCACCGAAAGCACGCUAUUCAUGAACGUAAAUCUGUCGCCCUUGAUGGUACCAGUGUGCUACCAAGUGGAUCAUGCUGUGCCGCCCACAGCCACCACUGAAGGCACUGCACUGCAGAAUAAUUUGCUGGCCAAGCAUUUUCAGGGCAAUAAGGAGCUGGCCGCUCAGCAUUGGCGUCUCUACAUCGCGCACUGGAUUUGCGAAUCCGCCGAGAGCAUGGAAGUCGCUGCAGUGCAAAAACUGGACAUUGAUGAUUCGCUGAAAUUAACGCCCAAAGAUAUGGCAUUGGUGCAAGCGACGCUCGUCCAUGAGCAACUGCGGCAGCAGCUGCUGCAAGCAAACAAUUGCAGUAGCCACCAGAAGUUGCUGCAUCAUGUGGCCAGUCUGCAGCUGUUUCUAGUGCUCUUACACAACAAUAUACCACAACAAGAGGACGAGGCUUUGUGGUCACUGCUACACAGAUUUCUGCCAACCUCGCCGGGCAAUCAACUGGAUCACACGGUCUACUUUGCUUUGCUGGAACUGUGCUCCAGGUGUUUACAAUAUCGCUUGCCCGCUGUGUUGACUGGAUUGAACACAGCCCUGGAGACAGAUGCACAUCACAGCUUCUUUAUCGUGCUGCGCGAUUUGCAGGUGAACUUGCCAUUGCUCCAACUGGUCACUGGAUGCCUGGUGCAAUUGCUUCACGCAGGCGACGGCGCUGAAGUGUACGACUGGCAUGGCAGGCUCUUCAUGGAGCUGAGCAAGCUGGCGCGCAGUCAUUUUGAGGAGCGACGCCUGCAGCAUGUGCGAAGCUUGCUUACUGUGUUGCGCCAUCUGAGUGCGCGUCAGCUAAACAUGGAGGACAUCAAGCUGCAGGCUCACUACCAGCAUUUUGUCCAACUGUCAAGCAAUCUGCGCACCUCGACCCAGACUGGCGCUCAAUGGCAACGGGACUGUUUGCUCAUCAUGUGCCAGUUGCAGGCUCAAGCCCAAUGUCCAGCUGUCGUUGCCAUCUCCACGGGUCAUGGGACCAAGGUAUUCCGUUAUCUUCUUGGACUCUGUGGUCAUUGCGAUGCCGAGGUGCGGACUCUAGCCUGGGUGACGAUGGCCAAUUGGCUGAAGAGCAGCGACCUCAACAUGGCCAAUAUACUGCUCGAAUUUUUGGACUUUCUGCCCGGCGGACUGGGCGCCUGUUGUCUGUCGACUAUGUUAGAUGGCCACGAACAGAUCUUAGUGCGCGAAAUGGCCGGACGUGUCUUUGAGCGCCUAAUGCCGCAUCAGGGAAGCGCCGCUUGCGUGGAACUGCUCAGCAAAUAUGCUUUCCUGCAAGAGGCACACAAGGCACUGGCCACAUUGGAGAUUUCGCCGCAAAUAGCCGAUAAUGUGGACGGUGUGAAAAAUUCGUGCGAGAUCAUUGGCUGCUUUGUUAGCAUACUCAUCAAACUGGUGCAGCUGCAGCCCAGCUGGUGCACCACGCUCUGCGAACAUGCUUUUUUCCAUGCCCUCAGCGAUGUGAUGAAGCUGAAUGUGAUGCAAAUGCAGCCACGAAAUACCCGCUACUCGAAAGCUUAUAUGGAGCUGUGCGCUGGUCAAAUCUGUAAGCUCUACGCACUCUGUUAUCAGCACAACUUUGAGUUUCUGCAGCGCAGCAUUUGUCGGGACACAGUGCUGCUGAAGAGCUUCUUUGCGCUGAUGCAUGCGCUGCACAAUCAAAGGGUGGUGCAUGAGAGGCUGUUGGAAAAUAUGCUGAAACUCAUGAUGGUAUUCUGCAAAGAUGGCAACUCCUAUCGUGUGCUUUACGACCAUUUAAAGCUGCAUCCGGAACUGCUAAUGGACGGACUGAUGCAUGGCUGCAGUUUGGUCCUUUUUCUUCGUCCGGUGCAGCGCUAUGCCUUUACCAUGUUCUCAUUGCUGCUGACUAAGAUGCAGUACGAGCCCAAAGAUGACAAUCUGCUGCGUCAGCUGGAGACAUAUUCGGAGGUUAUUGACCUUGAUGAGAGCAAGGACGAAAAUGCCAAUGUCGAUGUGACGGAUAGCGACGACAACGAGAACAACAACGACGAGAACGACGAUAGCGAGGAAGUGAUCUGCAAGCGACUCAAGAUAAUGAACCUGAGGCCGAUAAACACAACGAACAAAAAAGGCAACAGGUCGAAAAAGCCAUCAGAUUCUGCCAAACACACAGAGCUUAGCAAUUGUGUCGGUCUGCUCUUUUACACCUUUAACAAUCUGUUUGAGAUGCAUUUUCCGGCAAAGACGUACAGCUUCCUGCAAGCUCCCAGCCGUAAUCACAUACAGCUCUGUGAACUGAUGGGAAAUCUGCUGAAACUGUCGCCAUUUCUUAUGGAAGCCGCUCGUAAUGUCAAGCUACUGGAUCGCAUCAUCCAGCUGAUGGAGUCAUUCCUUGACGAUACUAGUGUGGGCAAUGCCUCGGCCUAUGUGCGCCGCGUGGGCGCUCACAAGACACGUGAGAUUCUUGGCAAUUUGAUGCUGAUUUGUAACAUGCUGAUGCACUGGCACAGCUCUUCGCAUUCCGUCAUCACGGACACCGUCAUGGCGAACAGAAUUGUGCGCGUCAUUUUAAGGUUGUGGCCCUGGCUAUCGCAUUCGGGCAUGCUCAAACACUUCAUUUUGUGUUGGGCUGGUCAUCUCACCGAGCACUCCUUUGAAAUGUGCAAACAAGCUUCAUUGGUGCUGUCCAACCAAUCGCAUUCACUGCUCCAGAUGAUGAUGCGCGUUGCCGAUCAUGAGACGACCAAAAAGGAUAAGACUUCAACCAAACCGAAUCCAUUCUGCGUGCUAGAGACAACUGCGAAUUCCUUUGUGGAGGCCGCACUCCGAGUCAUGAUCAAUUGCUGCUCCUGCACCGAGGGACGCCUCAGUCUGUCCAAGAUGCGUGUGCUGGACAUGUUCGAUACGAUUCUGCCGGCCAGCCAGAGUCUACAGAACAAAGUGCGACAAGAGGCUUUGCUCAGUUGGCUAAACUUUUGGGAAAUCUACUCCCGAUACGACGCUGGCAACAAGGUCUGCCACAUGGCGGCACUGCUUGAUGCCGUGCGUCGCUCGCAGCCACUCGGCAGCAAGCGCGUGACGUGCUUGCGUAUUCUACGCAACAUGUGCUUUGCCAACAGCAACAGGACGCAGCUCAUCGGUUAUCACGAGUUUCAGGACUUGAUGCAUAGCAUCCUCCUGCAGCCGGUGGCGAUCGGUGGUGGCGGUGAUGCUAGUUUGAACUCAUAUGAAGAGCACUGUCUGGUCAUUCUGUGCCUCUGGAAACUAUUUGGCUUCACUGCUAAGCAUCGAGCUCUACUGCGCAGUUCCAAAAUGUUUAAACAGAUCGAUAAACUUAAAAAUCAAUUGACGAUCUUGGAGUCAGAGAACCUUAAACGCUUUGAAAGCUUUCCCUUUGCCAAAGAUACGAGCGAUAUGUUAGGAAAUCUCUAUCAGGCCGUACAAAUAUAGUCUUAGCCCAAUAGAUAAGGGCAUUUAAUGUUUAAAUAGGAAGAUAAAGAACUGAAACACUGGCAUGAGAUUCGAUAUUUAUUUUUAAAUUAAACAUGACCGUUCUCCUUUCCAUUUUUAAAAAAAAAUAGUCUACCUACAAGUCAACAAAAAGUACUUAAUAACAUUGAAUAUAAUUCUCAUGUCAAAAAGCAAUCUAUAGUAUUAUAAGCAUAUUCCUAAAAAGAAACCAGAACUGAUUGCAUUCCCUGUAUGACUUAAAAAACAAGUUAAAAAUUAAUGUUCUUUUUUUUUAGUGUAGUAGAAAAUCAAAUUAAUUUAUGCAAAACAAAGUGAUCCAUUUAAAAAGUGGGGAGCUUUGAGAUUCAACAUUACUUAUUUUCUUUUUAAGAUUUAUGUGUUAUUAGGAAUUAAAGUGUUCAUUUCAAAGAUUCGACAUCGGAUUGUCUAAGAAUUUAUGUUUAUACUUAAUUUUACUAACUUGCAUUUAUAUUAUUCAUACCCAUUAAAAAUUUGUCAUUGUCAUAAAAAUAAU
Molecule: messenger RNA, 6773 nt
Organism: Drosophila albomicans
Lineage: Eukaryota; Metazoa; Arthropoda; Insecta; Diptera; Drosophilidae
Gene: ana3
Product: protein rotatin homolog
Biological process (GO): centriole replication; centriole-centriole cohesion; ciliary basal body organization
Cellular component (GO): centriole; ciliary basal body; centrosome
Source: RefSeq, a predicted model, not a curated record